CGCAGUGCACUCAACAUGGCGGCACCCGUUCCUUCUGUACCACAAGUUCACAUUUAGCAACAACAACAACGUACGGUAGAUGAUAUUAUCGAUAUUUAACGGUGGCGAUGUCCAGACUGGCUGUAGUGUUCGGGGGUUCGCGUGGCAUUGGGCGAGCAGUUUCUCAGCUGUUAGCACAGAGGGGUCAUAGGGUUGUGGUGUUGUCUAGGAAUAAGGAGGCUGCUCAGGCUACAGCUGAAUCUCUCCCUGGAGAAAAACAUUUGGGUCUAAGCUGUGAUGUCUCUAAAGAAGAAGACGUUCAGAAAGCAUUUGAGACCAUCAGUAAGACCUGUGGCACUGUGGGAUACCUGGUUAAUGCAGCUGGCAUCAACAGAGAUGCAUUGUUAUUGAGGAGUAAAUCUGAAGACAUGCUGUCUGUUCUUCACACCAACCUGCUGGGCUCAAUACUGACGUGCAGAGGCACUCUACGGAGCAUGCUCAGUCACGGAGGAGCUAUUGUCAACAUAGGCUCUGUGGUGGGUGUGAAGGGUAACUCUGGUCAGUGUGUGUACAGUGCCAGUAAAGCCGGACUGGAAGGAUUCACAUGCUCACUGGCGAAGGAAGUUGCUACCCGGAAUAUACGAGUGAACUUGGUGGCUCCAGGAUUCAUUCGGACGGACAUGACGGCAGGGCUGGAGAAGCAAGAAGCAGUGAGAAGAAUUCCACUGGGCCGUUUUGGGGAACCUGCAGAGGUGGCCCAGGCUGUCCUUUUCCUCCUGGAGUCUCCUUAUAUCACAGGACAGGUUCUGCUCGUGGAUGGAGGACUACAGCUGGCAUUGUGAUGAUUUCUGCCAGCAAAGCAUGUGAGCCGACUGCAUAUUUUUGCAAUGCUGAUAAUAUACAAUAACUAUUUACAGACUGCGUCAAAUCUUGCUAUUGUUAAUCACCUCCUCAUUGCUCUGUGGAAUUCUGAGUCACACGUAUCAUUGUGUAAGAGCAGUUUUGGUCCAUCUGGAUUGGAUUAAGGUUAUUUUUAGUUCACUGGAGUUUUGGGGUUAUGGCUGCAUGUUCACAGGUCAAUGUGUGGAGGACAUGACUCGCUUUGUGUUGUCAUGCUGAAAAUAAGUAUCCAAAUAAGCUGUGCUACAUUACACUUACAGAUGAAUUAAACCCCUAACUCAUAUAAAAAUAAUUUAAGAAAAAUAA
Messenger RNA from Sinocyclocheilus grahami, 1185 nucleotides. Its product is annotated as carbonyl reductase family member 4. The transcript has 6 exons. Gene Ontology annotation, molecular function: oxidoreductase activity, acting on the CH-OH group of donors, NAD or NADP as acceptor; quinone binding. The coding region runs from base 108 to 821 and encodes 237 amino acids. The record is from RefSeq and is a predicted model, not a curated record. Gene Ontology annotation, biological process: fatty acid biosynthetic process. Lineage: Eukaryota; Metazoa; Chordata; Actinopteri; Cypriniformes; Cyprinidae.